AUGAAAUUUGUUUUACAGGCUCACCUAGAAUCGCUGAACAUAACCCAUCGAGACCUCGCUGCUCGUAAUAUUCUGGUAGGCGAGAACAAGCAGCUGAAGAUCAGCGACUUUGGAAUGUCGCGACUGGGGGUCUACGUAAAGAUGAGCAAAGGAGUGAUUCCACUGCGCUGGCUGAGUCCAGAAGCGAUCCGGGACAAUGUUUAUUCAACGAAAAGCGACGUUUGGGUAAGUCAGUGGGUGGUCGUCCUUGAGUGA
This is a messenger RNA of Cooperia oncophora, 255 nucleotides long. NCBI's taxonomy places the organism in Eukaryota, Metazoa, Nematoda, Chromadorea, Rhabditida, Trichostrongylidae. The record is from the annotation of a GenBank genome assembly.